Molecule: messenger RNA, 2237 nt
Organism: Labeo rohita (rohu)
Lineage: Eukaryota; Metazoa; Chordata; Actinopteri; Cypriniformes; Cyprinidae
Product: sialidase-1-like
Exons: 6
Coding region: 145-1290 (381 amino acids)
Biological process (GO): oligosaccharide catabolic process; ganglioside catabolic process
Cellular component (GO): cytoplasm; membrane; lysosome
Molecular function (GO): exo-alpha-sialidase activity
Source: RefSeq, a predicted model, not a curated record
UGACUCUGGACAAGGAUGUGAGUCGUAUGUUGUUGCUAUGUAGAUACUUAAGGAUUCAGAAGUCAUAUUAAAGGAAAUACAUACCUUAAUCAAGAAAUUGUCGCUUCUUAUUUGCUUAUCGCAGUCGUAUCUGCACGGUUUUCAAUGGAUUUUAUCCGACAGUUCGGAAUUGUAGUUGCGGUGCUUUCCAGCACACUUGCAGACAAACCUCAGAUUGACCCGCUGGUAUACGAGGAGCAGUUGUUAUGGGUCGGCGGUGGAGCCGGUGAGGUCAACACUUACAGGAUCCCUCUGCUAACCUUCACGACAUAUGGAAGUCUGCUGGCGUUCUCUGAGGCCAGGAAAAUGUCCUCCGGUGACAUUGGCGCGAAGUUUAUCGCACUGAGACGCUCUAAAGACAAAGGAGCCACCUGGUCUCCCACCUCAUUCAUAGUGGACGAUGGUGCUUUAGCAGAUGGGUUGAAUCUAGGUUCUGUUGUUGUGGAUGAAGAGACCGGCGCUGUGAUACUCAUCUACUCUCUGUGUUUUCACCGUUAUCACUGCGACCCCUCCAGCACCAUGAUGGUGCAGAGUCUAGAUGAUGGAUUUACGUGGAGUGCCCCACGAAACCUCUCCAUUGAGUUGGGGGUGAAGAGUUUUGCUCCAGGGCCUGGCUUUGGAAUACAGAAAAGGUAUCCUCCCAAUGUGGGUCGUCUGGUGGUGUGUGGCCACGGAUCCAUUGCUGGUGAUGGGGUCUUCUGCAUCCUGAGUGAUGAUCAUGGUAAAUCCUGGAGAUAUGGAGCUGCUCUAAAGAGCAUCCCUUACAACCAACCUAAACAAGACCUGGACUUCAACCCAGAUGAGUGUCAGCCAGUGGAACUAGAGGAUGGAAGUAUAGUGAUUAAUGUGCGCAACCAGAACAACUACCACUGCCGCUGUCGAAUAAUAGUGCGAAGUUUGGAUGGAGGAGAGUCUCUGCCCGUGGAGGAGCUGGUAUUUGACAAAACACUAAUCGACCCCGCCGUCGCAGCCGGAGCUCUGCAGAAACAAAGAGUGAUGUACUUCACCAACCCCUCCAACACCCAGCACAGGGUCAAUCUAACUCUUCGCUGGUCCUUCACUGAUGGGAAGUCGUGGGAAAAGGAGGCUAUCCAGAUCUGGGCGGGGCCAAGCGGUUAUUCGUCUAUGACAUCACUCAAAGGAGAUUCUCCUGAGGACAGCAAAUACAUCUUCGUCAUUUACGAAAAAGGCCAUAAAGAUUACUGGGAGACCAUUUCUUUUGCCAAAAUCCAUCUGUAUGGAGGGAAAUAACAUACAGGUGGAAAAGCCAAGAAAAAGGGAUACUUAGGACUUUUAAAAUUAACUUGGAGAAAACCAAGGUAUUAGCCUGAUGCAAAAUCAUUUUUACACAUCUUUACAUUAAAUCUGGUCUUUACUACGAACUGUUUUUAUAUGAAUUUCACUCCAGAAAAAAUGAAGUCAUCCUGCUUCAGUUUGAUCUAUACAGCAUUAUAAUAUAAAAACAAAUAUGAUUGUACUCACUGGUUUUUACCUGUCAAUGCACAAACAAAACCUUAUAGGACAUAAGUGUCUUGAAGUUCUCAUCAUUUCUUUGUGCAGUUGGUGAGCUGCACAUGGGUUGCACAUUUGUUCAUAGGACUAUUGGAUGGUUUUUAAUUGCUCAGGCACUGUUUGUCUGUUUAUAAUGAUGUAACAUAAGUGAAUCUUCAUGAAGCUAGAACGUUAUAAAAUGGUUGCUUUCUACUGUAUAACAGUGAUUGAUUUGUAAGUCUUGAAUACAGGUCAUUUCAUUUUAAUUACCUGAAGGUGUUUCUCCAAUCCCUGCUAUUGCUUAAAUUAAUGAAAGCCUCUAAAAUAACUCGCAUAAACUGGAAGACACAAGGGUUUGAGACACUAUAGACCCUCAAAGCAAGCAGUGUUUGUUAUCCAUAUUAUACAGCUGUGAAGUCAGAGAGCCACAUUUUAUAUAUUGAACUUUAUCAUUCAUGUGCUUCAGGUUAUGUGGUUUUGUUUACCCAGUCUGGCCUUUUUGUGGUCAUAGAUUUUAGAUGCCAAACAAUUAUUUUGAUAACAUCCUACUGUAAGUGACUUUUAAAUGGUACAUGCAAGUUUGUAUUGAAAGUUAUUUGAAAGGCUUUCACUGUAUUAAAUUUCAUUUUAACACAUUUGACUUUUCACUCAAUUUGCUGGAUUACACAGGGACACAUUUUAUUGUUCAAUAAAUUUUAUAUUUUGAU